Messenger RNA from Nezara viridula (southern green stink bug), 981 nucleotides. Lineage: Eukaryota; Metazoa; Arthropoda; Insecta; Hemiptera; Pentatomidae. The record is from the annotation of a GenBank genome assembly.
AUGGAUAUUAAAACGAAAGAACAAUACAUACAGUUACUAUGUGCUGCAUAUUGGAUAGUCUCAUAUAUCAUACUACCAUCACUUUCUACGGGACUUCUAUUCUAUGUUGCUUUGUUUACUGGUUAUUCACAUCUAGCAUUCCUAUACAUGAUUUGGGCAUUCUACGACAAAGAAACUCCCUUUAGAGGAGGCCGCAAGAUAUCAUUUCUCAGGAAGAUUUCAUUUUGGAAAUAUUUUAUAGAUUACUUUCCCAUUAAACUUAUUAAAACUGCAGAUCUGAAUGGAGAUAAGAAUUACAUAUUCUGUUAUUACCCUCAUGGUGUUCUUCCUGCUGGAAUAUUUGGAUGUUUUGGGAAUGAGCUCUCUUCUUGUAAGGAAUUGUUUCCAGACUUAAAUAUGCAUUGUACAACUCUUGAUAUAAAUUUUAAUGUCCCAUUUUACAGAGAAUGGUGCAUGGGUAUCGGAGGGAUAUCCAGCUCAAAAGAAAGUAUAAAGUAUAUUUUGGAUGAUAAAAAAAAAGGUAAUGUUGCCGUCAUUGCUGUUGGAGGAGCCUCAGAAUCAUUCUUUGCAACACCAGGACCGUACCGAAUAAUAUUGAAGAAUAGAAGAGGUUUUGUCAAAAUAGCAUUAGAACAGGGGGCUAAUUUAGUACCAGUAUUUGGUUUUGGUGAAAUUGAAUUAUUUAAACAAAAUAACCCUCCAGGCUCAAUGCUGUAUAAAAUUCAAGUUAUGGUGAAGAAAUAUUUCGGAUUUGCCCCUCUAAUGCCACUGGGCCGAGGAAUAUUCAUUAAUAAAGGUCUUGCACCAUACAAUACACCAAUAAAUGUAGUUGUCGGCAAGGCGAUAGAAGUACCUAAAAUCAUUGAUCCGAGCAAUGAGGAUAUAGAAAAGUAUCAUUCCUUAUUUUCUGAAGAAUUGGUCAAUCUCUUUAAUGAAUAUAAGGACAAAUAUACUGAAAAUGGAGAACUAGUAAUACAAUAA